Molecule: messenger RNA, 1096 nt
Organism: Drosophila gunungcola (fruit fly)
Lineage: Eukaryota; Metazoa; Arthropoda; Insecta; Diptera; Drosophilidae
Gene: Df31
Product: enolase-phosphatase E1
Exons: 3
Coding region: 269-838 (189 amino acids)
Source: RefSeq, a predicted model, not a curated record
GCUCUUUGCUCUCUCAUUCGGCGUUUUUCUUUGUGACUGUGUGGACGUUCUCACUACGGCUAAAUCUCCAGCAAUCCAGCGACUUUCCUAGCAAAGCUACUAAAGAGGAAACAGCAGUUUGCACAAAUUUAUAAAAUUUGCAGUUUGUUGAAAACUACGUGUUGUUCUUCGAGCCUUGCGAGUCGUGUUUAGCGCAUACAAAAACCAGCAAUUUAAACGUGUUUUCGCGCUUCGCUUUUGAACAGUAAAAAACCAACCGUAAAUCAAAAUGGCUGAUGUGGCUGAGCAAAAAAACGAGACCCCUGUCGUCGAGAAGGUCGCGGCUGAGGAAGUCGAUGCUGUGAAGAAGGAUACCGUUGCCGCAGAGGAGGCAGCAGCUGAGAAGCCAACCACUACAGAGAACGGUGCUGUCGAAGAGGAGAGCGCCGCCAAGGAGAACGGAGCACCGACCGCUGACAGCGCGGUACCCGCUGAAGCUGCCGUCGAUGCCGAAAAGGCGACCGAGGCCGCUGCUCCCGCCGCCGCUGCCGCCCCCGAGAAAGAGAAGGAGGAGAAGAAGGAUGAGGACAAAAAAGAUGAAUCUGCUGUCGACGGCGAGGAGGCCAAGAAAGAGAGCAGCGAGGCAGCCCCUACUGCUGUUGAGAACGGCGCCGAGGAGGCAGCCAACGGCGACUCAACAGACGCGCCCGUCGUCGAGGCUGUGAAGCGAAAGGUGGACGAGGCCACCGCCAAGGUUGACGAAGCUGUUGCCACGCCGGAGAAGAAGGCGAAGCUGGACGAGGCCAGCACAAAGGAAGAGGUGCAGAAUGGGGCCGAGGCUAGCGAAGUUGCUGCUUAAGGCAAUCGUCCGCGGAGCAGCAGACUCAGUAAUCUACAUAUUAAAUACUUACUAACACAAAAACAACACACAAAUUACGGUUUUACCUCCAGCACAACGCACCGAACCACCCACCGUCCGCAAGUGUGGGCGGGUGAUGCGUGGGCUGCUGAGUUGGUGGCCGGACGCAAUUCUCUAAAAACAAUCCUGCAAUGGGAGCGUAGUCUUAAUGCGUGCCGAUUCUCUCUGUCUCUACUAACAAACAAACAACCAACCAAC